AGCGCGCCGGGGAGCGCAGCUGCGGGCGUGGGGGUGGCAGGAGCCGCGGAGCCGGCACCGAGAGCGGCUGCGGCCGGAGCUGGCGGCAGAGACAAAGGCGACGAUCAUGCCAGUUGUGAGUUUGUGGACAUUUAACUGAAGCCCAUUUGGCUGAAAACAAAUGAGAAGAAACCUUCAAGAAACAACCUCUGUUGAUAGAAUCUGCAGUCAUCUGUAUGUGUAAUAUGGAAUGUUCUCAACCUAGAGAUAGGUGAAUGGGUGACUCCAUUGACAAGGAGUGAUUACCUGUUAGGAGGCCCUGAGUCAAGACAAGAAUCUGUAUACCUUCAGAAACAAGUCUCUGUAGAAGAAGCAGCAAAGUUUGAAAGACGCUUGAAUUUUUUCGAUAAAUUAACUAUAUAAGAUACUUGACUUCCAAGAACAAAACCACAGAGACGUAGUAAAAUUAUUAUUAUUUUUUACAUCAUUGGACAUUGUGCAUCUCCAGGAAGGUGCUUUGUAAAGCUUCCUGAACUAAGAUUUGAAAACUUCAUUGGUGCUCCUUUAUACCGUGGACCAUAAGCAUGAGUGAGUUCUGGUUAUGCUUCAACUGCUGUAUUGCAGAACAGCCUCAGCCUAAAAGGCGCCGGCGGAUUGACCGAAGUAUGAUUGGAGAGCCAACAAAUUUUGUGCACACAGCUCAUGUAGGAUCCGGAGACCUGUUCAGUGGAAUGAAUUCAGUUAGCUCCAUCCAGAACCAGAUGCAGUCCAAGGGUGGCUACGGGGGUGGCAUGGCCGCCAGCGCGCAGAUGCAGCUCGUGGACACGAAGGCAGGAUAGCCCCGCGCCCCUUCUCCGGUCAUUGUGAAUUUGUGUUUCUCUUUUCACUCUUCCUUAAUUUUGUUGUGAUUCCUUUUCAAAUACAAGUGUGACGGCAUCUUGUUCACCCUGUUGUGAUCCCUCCAGUGAGACGUUCUUGUUCUGCUCUGCAGAGGACCCUGCCUUUCCUCCGGCCGGCAUGCAUGCCUCGGACUUACGGACUCUGGAUUGUGGCUUAAUUUUUACCAAUACGAAUCUGAUCUUAGCAUGAUCUUUUUUGUGAAUGCUAGCACUAUUUUGCAUUUUUCUUUUUUAAACAUUUCUAGUCCAUCUCCAACCGUCUGCCUUAUGAGUUUGUUGGUAAGGUAGGACCUAUUAUUUGUCACCGUUUAUGUAUAUUUUGGGAGGUAUAACAUCCACAAGCACAAUGGUCAUUUGUAUUCAUUUGAAACUUGAGCAGAAUAGACAUCUGCAUGCUUUAUUAGGUUGCUUCAUAGGGGAGCCCAUAGGAUGCCAGAAGGAGUAUUUCUUUGCUGCUGUGGGCAACUGCUGCUAUUAGAGAAAGGUUAGCUAUGGCACCAAGUCAUGUCAGUUUCACAGGAAAAGGUGUAGCCUGUAGCUUAUUUUAGAGUUAAAAUCUGGCAUUCAUUUGGUUGUAAAUGUUCAAUAUAUUUAUUUUGAGAGCAAGGACUUGGGACUGUCAACAGGUGUGGUUCUGGGUCAGCGUCUUGGGGUGAUGCCCUCAUCCCGCCACCCUGUGUACUCGUACUGUUCUUUCUUCUUAUUUUACGGGAUCCAGUCGUUCAGCUCCUGGCCGGCAGUCCUAACUGCAGAGUCGAGUCUUGGCCUUUCCAUAUUCAGACUUCUUUCAGGUAGUAGAAGUUACCGAGAGCAGGAUAGUGACUUGGCUGAAUCAUUCCUAGUGACCACAGGCUGUCUGGUGAGCAACCUUUGCUCAGGCUCCAAAAUGUAUGUUUCUAUAAGUACUGUCCCUCACCUGUCAGGGUGUAGUGUUCAGACAGUUAGUGGUUUCAGUCAUAUUAAGAUGUCGAAGUCCAAUUCAGUUCUGACUGACUACGCUUUGUAGGAUUAGUAUUUCAUGCAGCAGAUGGGACUUAAUUGAAAAUGUAGAGAGCCAAGGACUGGAUAAGGGGGUUGCUAAAGGCAAAGUAAGGAAAGCGUUUCUCUGCCAGUGCUUUUGAAGUUACCCAGGGCAGUGGGGGGCACUAGAUUACUCGAUGCUUGUCGGUUUGCACUUUUGAGUCGUCUUUGGUGUCAAGAGCCAUGCAGAGAGAGAAUCUGAGAAGAAAAACAUUUAUGCUUAGUAAUAAAAAUAGGCAGUUAGUUUGUUUAAAAUUACUCUGUGGAUACGGAUUCUGGAAUUUGCUGACCUAGUCAGUACUGAUGCCCUUUUGUCUGACUUUUAAAAUUCAUGUAACUUUUGGAAUCACAGUGCAGGGAGCUAGGCUCCUUGUUCCUGAAUUCAUGAGUUGAUUUUACUCUUUCCUAAUGAAUACCUUCUGUGUGGACCAAAUACUCCAGUGAGCAGCAGAGUGUUCCUCCUCAGUAACCCGUAGGCUACACUCCUCGGUGUGUGACUGACCUGCAGUGGCCACACUGUGUGCAAGAACAUAUGCCCAGGAAGGUGCCAACAAAUUCAAGGAGACCAUUACACUUUUAACAUACUAACCUUGGACACAGAUUUUUUUUAGGGACAUUUAACAGUAGUUGAGUGUGAAGGGUGGCAGCUUCCCCACAUCCUGGGUAGAAUUGUAAAAACUGAAUCUAAAUAAAGUGAGUUGCUGAACUACAUGCUAACAAGCGUGAAGCACAGGAAACUGAAUGAAGGGUUAACUGAUGCCGCCAGGUCUGUCUUUCGCAUGGUGGAGCCAGUGAGCACAGACCGGAAAUGUUAGCUCCAGGGAUGGGGUUCAGCGUUUCCAGUGGGCCUUUGAAGAUACUUUAUGAAUAUAUAUUAGCUUUUACUUUUGUUAUUAAAUUAUAGCAGUUUCAUUAGAGAGCAAGUUAGCCUUGAUUUUGUUUAAAAUGACAUCUGCUCAGCUCCCAGAAGAUAAAAUUGACAUAUUUUUAUAAUAUAAGCAUACUUUUUUUGUACAUUGUGUUCAUUCAGUGUUGGCUUGUAGAUAUUAAAAAAAAAGUAUUGAUUUUGAUUCCAAUAAAUGUUUUCUUUCCAUCCUG
Molecule: messenger RNA, 2996 nt
Organism: Suricata suricatta (meerkat)
Lineage: Eukaryota; Metazoa; Chordata; Mammalia; Carnivora; Herpestidae
Gene: CDC42SE2
Product: CDC42 small effector 2
Exons: 6
Coding region: 564-818 (84 amino acids)
Biological process (GO): regulation of Rho protein signal transduction
Cellular component (GO): plasma membrane
Molecular function (GO): small GTPase binding
Source: RefSeq, a predicted model, not a curated record